Molecule: messenger RNA, 1410 nt
Organism: Aspergillus uvarum CBS 121591
Lineage: Eukaryota; Fungi; Ascomycota; Eurotiomycetes; Eurotiales; Aspergillaceae
Product: DUF895 domain membrane protein
Exons: 3
Coding region: 1-1410 (469 amino acids)
Biological process (GO): transmembrane transport
Molecular function (GO): transmembrane transporter activity
Source: RefSeq, a predicted model, not a curated record
AUGGCCGAAAAAUCCCCCCCAACCGCAACAACCCCGUCCCCGCCCAGCCCACCGCCGUACCUCUCCUCCUCCCCCUCCCACCAAGACACAACCCCCCCGGCAAAACCCAAAUGGUACCGCAGCACGACCUACAACGCCCUAAUUCUGGGGUUGUGCAACUUCCUCGCGCCGGGGCUGUGGACCGCGAUGAACAGCCUCGGCGGCGGCGGGUCCGAAUCGCCCUACCUCGUCGACGCCGCCAAUGCCCUCACCUUCUGCCUCAUGGUGCUCUCGUGCCUCUUCGGCAGCGCCAUCGUGCGCCUCAUCGGGGUGAAAUACACCCUCAUGCUCGGCACGAUCGGCUACGCGCCCUACGCGGCAGGGCUGUACACGAACAACCGCUUCCACAGCUCGUGGCUGCUCCUCCUGGGGGCGGCGCUGUGCGGCCUCAGCGCGGGCAUCUUCUGGCUCGCGGAGAGCAGCAUCGCGCUCGCGUACCCGGAGCCCGGACGGCAGGGGUUCUUCCUGGGCCUGUGGCUGAGUUUCCGCGUGGGGGGCCAGAUUUUGGGGGGUGCCAUUAACCUCGGGUUGAACGUGGACCGCAAUACAGCGGGGAGCGUGAGCUACGCCGUCUUUUUGAUCUUCGUGGCCCUGCAGGCCUGCGGUCCGGUGGCGGGGAUGCUGCUCACGCCGCCGGAGAAGGUCCAGCGCCGCGAUCGUGUCCGCGUGCAGCUGCGGCUGUCGGAGGAGGGAGUGUGGGCCGAGCUGAAGCAUACGGUGCGCUUGCUGUGUACGCGGAAUGUGCUGCUGAUUCUCCCGUUGAUCGCGCAGGCCAUCUACACUGAGGCGGUCAUGUUCACGUACCUCGAUCUCUGGUUCAGCGUGCGCGCCCGCGCGCUGGCGAGUUUCCUGUCGGGGUGCUUGGCGCUCAUCGCCGGGAAUGUGCUGGGGUAUGUUUUGGAUCAUGCGAGGGGGAGCUUGAAGGGUAAGGCGCGGGGGGUCUUUGUGGUCGUCAUGACCCUGCAGGGCGGCGUGUGGGUGUGGGCGACGGUGAUUACCUCGAUUUAUCGGGAGAAGGACCAGGCGGCGCUCGACUGGGCGGAUCCCGGCUUCGCGAGGGGCUGGGUGCUGUAUCUUUUCUGGGUGGCGAUGUUUCAGGUCAAUUAUAUGUUUUUGUACUUCGUGGUCGGCAACUUGGCCCGCAACAAGGGCGAGGUCGUGCGGUUGUCGGCGCUGUUGCGCGGGACCGAGUCGGCCGUGCAGGCGGUUUCGUACGGGCUGAGCAGCGUCGGGAUCAUGGCCUCGGUCGGCGGCACGUACCUCAACUUCGGGCUGUGGGCCGUCUCCGUGUUCCCUGCGUGGCUGGUGGUCCGCCAGAUUGGGACCACGCUGGGCGAUCGGAAGAGGGAGAGGGAGGAGGAGUUUGAGUAG